Molecule: messenger RNA, 2592 nt
Organism: Aspergillus ruber CBS 135680
Lineage: Eukaryota; Fungi; Ascomycota; Eurotiomycetes; Eurotiales; Aspergillaceae
Exons: 2
Coding region: 1-2592 (863 amino acids)
Source: RefSeq, a predicted model, not a curated record
AUGCUUCGCUAUCCAACUAUCCCCAUCAUCUCCGAAAGCGAGACAGACUACUCCGACACAGGCAUCUCCAUUGAAGCCCGUUCCCCGCGUCGACGUACGUCAUUCAGAAGACGCUCUGUGUCCCGUCAGCGCCGGCCCGACUAUAGCAACGCCUACUUGAACCCGGUGGUCCAAGACCUUGGUGGUCUACAGAGGUCCGCCUCGACGGGCGCCCGUCGACUUAACCACCGCGACCAUCACCGGGAGCCCGAACAUCCACAGCGGGACUACGACAUGCUCGUCGACCAGCAGAUGCUGCAGCGGAACAAUACUCGGCAAGACCUAGAGCUCAUGGAGCAGCAGGCAGAGAUUGAACGGUUGGAGAAGGAGCUCGCGCAUCAUCGUGAGGAGCACAAAGCCCACGAUGAUGAAUGUCUGAAUCACAGUCAUGAGCACCGUCUCGUCAGCGAGGAAGACUUGGAGCCCAUGAAGCAGCAGGCAGAGAUUGAACGGUUAGAACGGGAGCUCGCGCGUCGUCAUGAAGAGCACGAAUCCCAUAGCAGGAUUGACCAUGUGUUUCCGGUCGGAGGAUAUCAGCUUGUCCUGAGUCCGCAUGUCGUUAAAGAUUCAACAGUGCAUUUCGAGAUGGAUAUCGAGGAGGAUUUCGAGGCCCAGCUGGAGGAGUUUUCGCGGUUGAAACGACUAGGUCUAUUUAGCGCUGCUUGGGAGAUGUUCCAAAGCGAGUUGGCAGAGCAUACGGCAUACUCUUUCCCUGUUCUCAUCGAGUAUGCAGACAUGCUGUAUGAGCAGGGCCAUUAUCGUGCUCUCCUGGACCUGAUGCGCGAGUACAGUCAGCAUUUGGCCAAAUGGAAAGUCAGUGGCAGCGAUCAGAUGCUAUUCACACUGAACGAAGCGUUAGCAGAGACGCUUUCCGGCGGAUAUUCAGGCAUCAGUCGCAGGCGUUAUCUUGCCAAAACUGACGAGCUCUUCGCUGAAAGGGAUAUCGAUGGCAUAAAGCUCCAAAUCUUGAAUCGGCUGCUGAGGUUAUGGACAGUGUGUGACAGUGAAAAGCGAAGAAGAAAACAAAUUUCUCGCCUUGUUCAGUUGAGAAGCCACCCGGUCACCAAGGCCUUGAUUGCUCAAGAGCGCUUCUGGGAGUUUAAAGACUUAAUCGUGGAGUUAACAAACUAUGACGUUGAGGGGGCAUGGCUCAAUGUUUUCUUGAGCUCGUAUGGCGAUGAUACCUCCCUUCGGGUGCUGAUUGAGGACUGGACUUUGGGGCCCUACGAUGAAUCCUCUUAUUUGGCGCUGCUCGACAUUCUAGUGGCAUUUUCUGGAUAUCCUGUCUCGAAGCAACCGGCCUCGGACAAUAAAAGCUUGCCAGCAUUCGGACGCAUCCUCCAAUGGGCUCGUCAAGUUGCCAAUACUAUCGAGGCCCAAAGCCCGGGCCUGGUCAAGUCACGGCCAUAUCUUCGCUGGAUCUUAGCAGAAGCAGAGCAUAGCCGUCGACUUGAAGGAGACGUGCUCCGGCGACAUCUUUCUCGGUUCCCAGGUGUGACGGUCUACAGAAGCCUGCUGCCGAUGUACAUCCCGAGCACUUGUGAGAAUCCUGGAUGGCCUGCGGUGCAUGCGCAUCCACGGUAUACCAAGCUUGUCCAGAUUGCACUCCACGCGGCUCAAGAAAAUGGGGAUUACCAAACCGAGAUCCUAUGCCUGCAGGAGUUGAUAUGUCGAUCUUCACACCCGCAGGAAUUGUUCGAGCAGCUGAUGCAACGACAAAAAGUAGUGGAGGGCAGCUCGAUUGCAUACCAGCAAACCCGCGUGUCAACGUAUCUAAUAGGAAACAAGGGAAGCUCGGAAUCACUGGGGACCUUGCUAAAUGAAUACCAUUUCGGUGACUCUCCUACCCAAGCUAUUUCACGUCGAGCUGAAGAAGGGCUCACCCCGUGGUGCUAUGCCAUGCUGCGACGGGCAUAUGCCAUCUACGAGGGGCAGAAUAAGGAUAAAACAGAAACCGAGGCCUUUUGCCUUUUAUCAGGAAUUCCCCGUGAUAUUUCUUCCAUUGUCCAUAGGAAAGCCAUACUUAUAUCCAGGCGGCAGCGCCGAAUCUCGAUCACUAUCGGCAGUGACCUGAGUUCCGACUCUGACGUGGAGUAUUUUGACUCCCGCGACAGCAGAAGGCAAGCUGAAGCUGGUUCUUCCAGGGAGAGGUCUAUACGUCAUAGCAAGAUCCCAGAAGCUCCAAAGCCCACUAAUAUUCAUCAGCUAUCGAAACCUGCUAUUAAUUUUUCCAAAUACGAUCCGCCUCGUUCCACUCGCCAGCGUUCCAUUGAAUCAGACAAACACAUCCACAACAGCACCAAGUUAACGGGCGCAGACGAGGGCAUUCAAACCAAGGAUCAAAAUGAUAAACAUACCGCAAAGCCGUAUGGAAUUGGAGAUGAAUUAGACAUCAAGGGAGCCCCAAAAAAUUCCAGUGCUAGGAACCUAGAUCCAGCUGAAGAAGAUGGAUCACAAGAACCGGGGCGGCCUCCAACAAGCCUUCUUGAAGGUAGACCGCCGAUGCAGCCACAAGUCGACGAGAAAUCACCUUCGCCUCCAGAGUUACCAUAA